Messenger RNA from Hyalella azteca, 4645 nucleotides. RefSeq lists its product as uncharacterized. Gene Ontology annotation, cellular component: cell surface; synapse. Gene Ontology annotation, biological process: synaptic vesicle endocytosis; modulation of chemical synaptic transmission; chemical synaptic transmission. The transcript has 14 exons. Gene Ontology annotation, molecular function: signaling receptor activity; neurexin family protein binding. Lineage: Eukaryota; Metazoa; Arthropoda; Malacostraca; Amphipoda; Hyalellidae. The record is from RefSeq and is a predicted model, not a curated record. The coding region runs from base 69 to 3476 and encodes 1135 amino acids.
UCUUCGCUAAAAUAUCAAGCCAACCAUGAAUAGCUGACAACAACGUCAGCCAAGGUGGCCAGUCGAGGAUGAAAUUUUCAACGUCAGCAGCUAGGGUGAAGCUGUCACCCUGUCAGCAACUGACAGCAACACGUAUUCAGCCCCUGCAAAAGUUAGAAAACUUUUCCUGUGACUUUGCGGGCGCGUGCACAGAAAGCAGAAUUGUACUGAAAAAUCGACUAACGCCGUCACAAAAAUGUGGAGUCAACCAAUUGAACGCAGUGAAUGAUGUGGGGAUUAGUCUGGCGAUUAGAAAACAAGUUAUUUCUUAUCUCUUCGUUUCACUCCUGCUACUCAUAUUGCUGAGUUUUCCUGGAGUGAGUGGUGCUAGCAAGACUCGAGUGGUUAAUACAAAGUAUGGCAGUGUCCAAGGAUUCAUCCGGCCUCUUGGGCAUCUUUUAGGAGAUAUCGAGGUAUUUUUGGGUGUUCCUUAUGCCUCAGCGCCAGUGGAAGACGGCAGGUUUACCCCAACAAACUCCCCAACGCCCUGGGAUAAAGUAAGGGACGCUACUCAACAGCCUCCUGUUUGUCCUCAAAUUCUGCCCGAUGUUGACAACUCGAUGACCGACGAGAGGGCAACUUACAUUCGUAGAAUUCGUCCAUUUCUCCUCAACCAAAGCGAGGAUUGCCUCACCCUUUCAAUUUACUCACCUAUUCAAGUGAUCCCUGGCUCGGAAGUGUAUCCUGUGGUGGUGUACCUACACGGGGAGUCCUUCAGCUGGGGCGCAGGAUCCCUCUACGACGGCUCCGUGCUGGCCGCUUACGGCCGCGUGGUUGUGGUCACCAUCAACUACAGGCUUGGCCCUCUCGGCUUCCUGAACAGCUACCCCGGCGAAGGUUCGGCUGGAGUAGCAAGCAACUUCGCGUUGUUGGACCAAAUUGCAGCGCUGAGUUGGCUUGUGGACAACAUCGGGCACUUCCAUGGCGACAGAAACAAAGUUACUCUCGUGGGCCGCGACACGGGUGCCGCUUGUAUCACAUACCUCAUGGAGAGCCCUGUUAUGCCUCCAGGUUUGACGAACACAAGGUGGGGCCCGAGUGUUGAUGGCGUUGUGGUGGCCCCAGACAUAAGAGGGAAGCACUCGCACGACCUACUGCUGGGGUUCACGCCGUGGGAAGGUUGGUCGUGGCUGCCCCACGAGCUGCACCGAGGCGUCGAUAACUCCACCUUCGUCCGCAUUGCUCGCACGCUUGUCAGGAACACUCGAAGGCAUCACCUGAAGGCAUUCCAGCUACCGGGCUGGGAGCUGGGGCUGCUCUGGGGCUCAGGCCUCUCUGACAGUUCAGUGGGCCUCACCCCUGAGCCUCCUCUGCCCGGGCCGGUCCUCGCGCAGCUCUCUGAAGACCUCAUAACGCUCGUCACAAACUUCGCCAAGUCCGGAGACCCGAACCUUCCUCGCGAGUCGCCGUCUCCCGGAUUUGCCGCUAUAGCCUGGCCAGAUAUAAGGAAUUAUUUAUUUAUGAUUAACAAACCUAAACGAAUUGCAGGCGUGCCACCGUCCAUCGGAUCACAGUACCGAGCUCACCAGCUCGCCCUGUGGUCUUGGCUGAUCCCAGAGCUGGAGGCUGUCGGGGAGGGCGCUCCUCAUCGAGUCUCCAACGAUUCCUGGGAGCUCAGCGAUGACCCUGUCUGGUUCUACGGAGCCAUUAGACCCGUUGAUCCCUGGGCCUUUUUAGACCCUAAAAAUCAAAACAAAAGCGGGGCUAUUGCGUCAGGAGUGGCGGUUGCGUCUACUACAGACCCUACCUUAUCAGACCAAACCUCGCACCUCACUACAACUCUCGCUCUCUCGCCAACUAUCGACAGCCCGUCUUCGGAAGGUCUCCUACCAGCGCCCAUGAGCUUCAUGCGUUACUCUACGGCGCUGCUCGCCACUCUUGGAAUGGGGACAUCGCUGCUCCUCCUCAACGCCAUCAUCUUCGGUCUGAUCAUCUGGAGGCGGCCGAGGCGCAGCCAGCAAGCCAAACUCAACACCCGGCAACCUCAGCUGCAGAGCGUCUCGGGCGGGCUCAACGAAGAUGCUUCUCUCCUGAGCAUGAUGACCGUCAGCCAAUCCACCAGCCAGUCUGCCAGUUCUGCCAUGACUGCCGGCCAGACAACCAUGACUUCGUCUUUGUCGUGUCCGGGAGAAGAAUCUCCUCAGUCUUCAAUAUCGUCAGCUUCGUACCCAACGACUCGCUACACUUCCAUUAGGAAGAGCAAUCUUAAGAAGAAGCAAGGCAACGGGUCGCUCGGGGUCUUGCCUGAGUACGUUUCCUCCUCGUGUGAUAAGCUCUGCCACGGGCGCCCGUCUAUCCUGAAGAGUUCGUCGUCGACGCAUCACGACUUCUAUAAAAGCGUGAAGCCUAAUGAAAAUCAGCGAUCUCACGACACUUUACAUCAAAUUGCUGAAGUGUACAGUCCCAGCAAGAACAUGAUACUCUACAGCUGCCAAUCUCCAGCGUCCAGCAUUCAGAGCUCAAGUGAACAGAACAACGACAAAAAUCACUUCAGACAACGGGUGGAACAACAGCAGAAUAUGCAGCAACAACUGAAGGCCCUUUCUUCAGCAACUCUCUGCCGGCGACAAUCCAUCCCAUGUCUGCCACUGGAAGACGAUGGCGGGCGCGGUGAAUGCAGCAGGACACUUCCUCGUCAUUCAGAUUCUGGAUCCAGACAGCGGCUGAAAGAAUCCAAUGAAAGCCUGCGUUGCAGCCGAGAGUCUUGCAGUUCGUCCAUGUUCAACAUUCCAUCUUCAAAAAUGAGCGAAAAUCAAAAUAGUUUUGAUGAUUCUCAUCGUGCUGUCGUACAAUCAAAUUGCGCGUUUCGCUCCGAACAAAGUGAAACCAUGGAACAUUCAACCUCAUCCAGAAACAUUAAUAGAUUAGCUCACAUUUCAGAUACAUGCCGAUCUAACGAAACUCCACAGAAUAUUUCUAGUCCACGUCAUUCAUAUCAAACUACCGAACCUAGUGAUGGCUUUGCUAAACAGCAAGAUGAGCUUCAAAAAAUGUAUUCUCAAAGAUCCUUUAGUCCCGUAAGUAGUUUUCUUCGUAAACCGAGGCCGGUUCAGUCACAAGUCGAGGACAACGAGACUAUGUCACCGUUUGAAGUUCUACCAGCUUGUCCUCCAGAGUUCCAAAAUGAGACACAGCCUUUAGAGGUUCCAGAUCCACCCCCUCCACCUCGAAUAUCUGCCCAUGCCAUCCAGCAUCAUAAGAUCCAGCAGAACCAAUACGGUAAUAAUCAACAUCAGCCCUCCACAUCAACAGCUUCAACAAUUCCGUCGACUCAUUUGCAGCACCAAUCUUUAUUACACCAGCAAAACGUUGGUGUGACAUCACACCAACAAAUGGUGAUUAUGCCGCCACCACACACCUCAACACAUCAACAAUUUCGGCCACGGCAGGGCGAGAAAAGAGUUACGAUUAUAGAGGAAGGGGUGCAUAAACUGUGAGCUGAAGGAUAAGUCUUUUUUAGCCGAUAUUUACUUUUCAUGGUAAUUUAUAUAUCAAAUCGGCACGGAAUUAAUAAAUAUAACUAAAUCCCGCCACAGAAGAAAUGACUUCACUAAUGAAUCUUUAACGAUCAGUAAUCGGCUAUUUGCUUUAGUGACCCUUGUUGGCUCAACUGCAUUCUCUUUAUUCUGCUAAAUCAUGCGCUAUAGUAAUUAAAUGUCAAGUCAAAGACCGAUAUCUUAAACUCGUUAUCUGUUUCCACUACGUUUAAUUUUACUCUUACGUCGUUAUAUGAUUAAAUAAUAUACUAAAAACCAUCAGAUACCUUUUCACAAUCGCUUAACGUUAAUAGCGUACAAUAGUAAUUUCCCUCAAACUUAAAUAAACAUUUUAAUCAAUCAUUUAACUUAAUUCCAACCUGAAUUGCUCAAUAAAUCAUCCAAUAAAAUAUGCCAGGACGUGAUUUAUCAAAUUACUCGUACAUCUCUGUAAAAGUUUAACAAGUCGGAUAUAUACAUCGUCGAAUAAUAGUCUUUUUUCUGACUAAGGAAUAGCAACGUAACGAUUUGAGAUAAAUGUUAUAAGGCUAUUUGUUUUACUUGAUGUGCAUAUUACAAUGUCUCUCCUACUAUUCUCAAAGUCUUACGCUAAACUCCUGUUGUUAAAAUGUGUCCCUUCUCGCACUAACUUCCAAGCUAGCAAUUCACUUGACUACGGCCAAACCUUAUUUCCUGCAACGCGCCUGAUAGUUCUAAACAAAAAUUAUUAUGUAAAUAGCUUCAAUCAUUGUUCAUGUGUUACGAUCAAGCAACAAUUGUGUAGCCAUGUAUGUGAACAUUAAAAAUAAAAUUGAUGGAAGCGAAAGUUAAAUUAGUUUCGAUUCUAUAGUGGAUGUAGCUGAAAUUAUUUUAUACGCAAGUUCAGCAUGCAAUUGAGAAAACCGACACAUUUCGUACUGACGCGCGUUCGCAAAAAUGCUGCACGUUUGUAUUAGGCAUACAAAACAUUUGGUUCGGGUGUAGUUUGUUAAAAAAUAAAUUGAAGAAUUACAUUUUGGAAUCCAUGACUUACUUUAUAUUCAUUAUGCCUAGACACAAGUCCGCUUACGUUGAAUAAUUUAUCUGCAAUGUGAUAAAUAUGAUUGUUCUAAAUAAAUGAUGUUUCUUAA